Molecule: messenger RNA, 3507 nt
Organism: Leptonychotes weddellii (Weddell seal)
Lineage: Eukaryota; Metazoa; Chordata; Mammalia; Carnivora; Phocidae
Source: RefSeq, a predicted model, not a curated record
AAGAUGGCCAAGAAGAGAGAGCCCCCCAGCAGCAAGGGUUAUCCAAGGACAUUUGAUCCUAAUUUCAAGGGGCCUGUUGCCAAGAGGAGUUGUACAGAUGUUCUGUGCUGCAUCAUCUUCAUACUGUUCAUCAUUGCCUACAUUCUUUUAGGACUUGUGGCCUGGGUACAUGGAGACCCCAGGAGAGUGGCCUACCCUACAGACAGCAAGGGCCACUUUUGUGGCCAGAAGGGCACCCCCAAUGAGCUUAAGUGCAUGGUACAUCAUUUUGAACUAGUAGUUUGCACAUCCAAAAGCUGGCUCUCUCAUGUUGAGUUCCCACCGCUGUGUUCCUUUUCUUCACAGAUCUGUGUCUCCAAGUGCCCAGAAAAAUUUUUAACUUACAUGGAAAUACAGUUUAGGUACAGAACAAACAAACACUAUUGGAUGUACUACAGCCAGUUCUGCAAAUCCCCUUUUGUUAAGCCUGCAAAGACUGUCACACAAGUCUUACUGGAUGAUGAUUGUCCAAUAGCAAUUUUUCCAAGCAAACCAUUUCUCCAGAGAUGUUUCCCUGACUUCACUACUAAAAAUGGCACUUUGACAGUAGGAAAUAAGACAAUAUUUGAAGAUGGAAGUGGAAAGACCAGAAAUGCUGUAGAACUCAGGACAGCUGCAAAUCGUGUCAAUAAAAUCCUUGAUGCAAGGGCAAUUGGAAUGAAAGUAUUUGAAGACUAUGCAACAACUUGGUAUUGGAUUCUCAUUGGCCUGACUAUCGCCAUGCUCCUUAGUUGGUUGUUUGUGAUACUCCUGAGGUUCACAGCUGGAUUCCUCUUCUGGGUCUUCAUGGUGGGUGUGAUUGGAAUUAUAGGUUACGUGAUAAUACUCUGCCUUCUUGAAGUGUUUAUCAUCCUCAUGCUGAUCUUCCUCAGGGAACGAAUCCGCAUCUCCAUUGCCCUGCUGAAGGAAGGGAGCAAAGCCAUUGGAUACCUCCCUACUACAUUAAUUUAUCCAGUUUUAACUUUCAUUUUCCUCUCCAUCUGUAUUGCCUACUGGGCAGUGACAGCAAUUUACUUGGCUACAUCGGGGGUACCUAUAUACAAAGUCAUAUCCCCAGAAAGGACAUGUAAACAUGAAAAUACAACCUGUAACCCAGAGAUUUUUAAUACAACUGAAAUUGCCAGAGUUUGCCCUGGGGCUCAGUGUAACUUUGCUUUCUAUGGUGGAAAGAGCCUAUACCAUCAGUAUGUCCCUACCUUCCAGAUGUUCAAUCUAUUUGUCUUUCUCUGGCUUAUAAACUUUGUCAUUGCACUGGGUCAGUGUGCCCUUGCUGGUGCCUUUGCUUCUUAUUACUGGGCCUUGAAAAAACCUGAUGACAUCCCACAGUAUCCAGUUUUUACUGCAUUUGGACGAGCCAUACGAUAUCACACAGGAUCCCUAGCAUUUGGAUCUUUAAUUCUUGCAUUAAUUCAAAUGUUUAAAUUAGUCCUAGAAUACUUGGACCACCGUCUUAAAGAGGCCCAGAACAACAUUUCUAAAUUUCUACAAUGCUGCCUGAAAUGCUGUUUCUGGUGUUUGGAAAAAGUGGUAAAGUUUUUUAACAGAAAUGCCUAUGUUAUGAUUGCAAUAUAUGGCAAAAACUUCUGCAGGUCAGCAAGAGAUGCUUUCAAUCUGCUGAUGAGAAAUGUUUUAAAAGUUGCAGUUAUGGAUAAAGUUACAGACUUUGUACUAAUCCUGGGGAAAAUUCUAGUUGCUGGAUGUAUAGGUGUGCUGGCCUUCUUACUCUUCACACACAGAUUGCCAACGAUGAUAGAAGGACCAACAUCUUUAAAUUACUACUGGGUACCUUUGCUGACAGUCAUUAUUGGAUCUUACCUAGUUGCACAUGGGUUCUUCAGCGUCUAUGCAAUGUGUAUUGAUACAAUUUUCAUCUGCUUCUUGGAAGAUAUAGAAAGAAACGAUGGUUCUGCUGAAAGGCCCUAUUACAUGAGUCAGUCUCUGCUGAAGAUUCUGAACGAGCCAAGUAUGCAAACUAAGAAGCAUUAGAAGUGCAAACUGUGGUCAUCCUGCAGCGGUGUUACCUAAUCUUCAUCUGCUGUGUCUGCACAACACUAGUUUCAUAAGUGCUUUGUGUUUGGAACACUGUAUUCACCACCCUGUUGGCUUUUAUUUGCAUGUUUAAUACCAAAGCUUAUACUGUAAUAUGUGAAGCCAUCAGAAGUUGCAAGGGAAUUGUUAAUAACAUGGUACAUUUUUAUACUAAGAUCUUUUGUUUUGUAAUUCAUUUUUAAAUAUAGUGGCUUGGAUGUUUUGAAAACACUAGUGAAUAUGUUCAUAUUCUUUUAAAUAUUACAUUGAAAAAUGAAACGCUAUUUAAAUCGAUAGCUCCUAAUAUAUUUUUUAAAUUACAACUAAAAGACUUCUGCAGGGAAAAUUGGUCAACAAAGUGAAAUAGAAAAUUUUAAAGUUUUCCCUGCUCCUGUUUGACAGUAAAUUGGUAAAAGGACUGCCUGCUCCAGAUUUUGCUCUCUUUGAGUAUAGAAUGUUUCCUAUUAAACAAAUUGCCAAUCAUCCAGCCUUUACUACUUAGUCCUCUCUGACAAAGUGCCUUACUGGCUGUUUAAUAUUACCCAGAUUUUGUGGGCAAAUUUAUAAACAUUGUUUAAAAAAAAAAAAAACCUGCAAUGUUUAGUGAUUGAAACAAGUCUUCUUGAAUUUGUUUUCCUCUUAGGUCACUGGUUGGAAACCACUUGUCAUUUCAGUAUGUUUGAUAUCCUCACUAUAUAGAGUAGUUUUGCAGCAUAAACAAUUUCCCUUGCGCCUAGUGGACAUUCAUGAAUGUGUACUACACGCAAGAAAAAAAAAAGUGAAAGGAUGCUUGUUUUGUUUUUGUUUUUGUUUUUGUUUUUUUACUAAAAGUGAGAAGUUUAAAAAUCUAAUCUUUUUUAUGGUAGAUCAUUUCUCAGUGUUUUACAGAGUUUGGAAAGGAACACUUUGAGAAAUUACAAAGGGAAAUUUUACCCCUGGAAAGGGUGCUCACAGGUGUCAUGUACUGAAUCGCUCUGUUUUAAAUGAUUAUUAUCAUCAAGAAGUGUUUUAUGUGUGUUAUUUCCUUUUUUAACUUUUGAUAUGAAAUAAUCAGUUUGUUUAUAAUAACUUUUAUUGUGCUAAUAUAAACAGGAACAUAAUUUCUAAUUCAAUUUUAAGUAAUUUUACUAGUAUUACUAACUUUAAAGAAAAUGAAUUCAGUUUGUUACUCAGUGUUAAAGUAUUCAUCCCAAAGGAAUGUCAGUCAGAUAUGAUAAUUUGUGAAAGCUUUGAGAAUCAACAGUAAGUUAUCAGCUUAUCUAUGAUCACAUUUAUUUAAAUGUGACUUUAGAUAUUCUUUUAUGCCAAAAACAAACUCACAUGAGCACAUGACAGUCUGAGCUCUAUAAUCAGUGUGCUUCUGCUGUGCAGAAAUAUUAGGAACAUAUUGUCUAAAUAUCUUUGAUAACUAAAAUGUUUAAUAUUUAAUGAAAUCUGUUG